AUGGCGACCUUCAUAGGACGUGAGUGAAUAGGUUUAGCUUAUAGCUAAACUAGAUAUAGUCGUUUGAUUGGCUGAGUGUAUCUUUCUUUUUGUGACUUAUGUUAGUUGUUAUUGUAUAUUAAUUUUAAAAAAUUAACGGCAAUGCAGAGUGGAUGUGUGAUUCAGGAAAAGGUGGCCAGGUUGUUGAGUAAAGAGCGUGGAAAGCCCGUCCUCAAACCCAACAAGCCUCUGGCUCUUAAAAACGAAGUCGCUAACCGCAAGCCGAAAAAAGGAGAGGCCUCCUGUGUGACAGAGAUGGCAUUAGUGAUGGCCUGCUGGAAGCAGAAUGACUUCAACACCAAACUCUGCUCUAACGAAAUUGACGUGUUCUACAGAUGUAUACAGAAAGCGCAGGCAGAAGCACGCAACCAAAUGAAGCAACAAACCCUUUCCCAGGGUGGACGGCUUUUACCAAAACAGGCCACCAAGCUGUUGAAGCGGUACCCCAAUUUGUGAGAGUCUGGCACUGGCAGUGAUUUGUGAGCGAGUGACAUGGGCAUGAAUCAACAACAACAACACCGGACUGAUAGAGACAUGGUUUUGGGUGUGGCCGUUAGACGCACACAGCUCAUUUGCCACUUCAAAGCUGUUGGUCUUGUAUUUAAUCAUAUCGUCAUCAGCAGCAGAUCAUGGCAAAGCAAAGGAGCUGCUUUUAUAAGAUUGUGGAUGCAGUUUAAUAUUUGAGUAGAUCACUCUAAUUCACCCUGUGAAAGCAGGAAUAAAGCAAGUCACCUUGUCAUCUCUCUGAUUAGAAAAAAGCAGCAGCUCACACUGUGUAAUGUUUGAAAGUUUAUUUGUUGAAAUAUUAUUGUGAAUGUUGAUGUCAUAAAAUGAUUUCCCUAACAACUUAA
Neoarius graeffei (lesser salmon catfish) is the source of this 890-nucleotide messenger RNA. It is a transcript of the gene chchd1, whose product is annotated as coiled-coil-helix-coiled-coil-helix domain containing 1. The record is from RefSeq and is a predicted model, not a curated record. Lineage: Eukaryota; Metazoa; Chordata; Actinopteri; Siluriformes; Ariidae. Gene Ontology annotation, biological process: mitochondrial translation. The coding region runs from base 142 to 495 and encodes 117 amino acids. Gene Ontology annotation, cellular component: mitochondrial ribosome; mitochondrion; nucleoplasm. Gene Ontology annotation, molecular function: RNA binding. The transcript is spliced from 3 exons.